Messenger RNA from Notodromas monacha, 2313 nucleotides. The record is from the annotation of a GenBank genome assembly. NCBI's taxonomy places the organism in Eukaryota, Metazoa, Arthropoda, Ostracoda, Podocopida, Cyprididae.
AUUUGGUCUAUUCUUUAGUUGUGGCAGGUUGCCAGGUUUGUUGAGUCGUUCGGGGACCUGGCGCCGGGGGUCUCCUUGUGGGUGUCGUGCGGCGAAAAUGCCGGUUCGGAAAUACCGUCGCGAUGAAAGUGAAAUCAACUGCUGCAUGAAGUAUGUCAUCUUCGGCUUCAACGUCAUAUUUUGGUUGGUUGGAUUAACCAUAUUAUCUAUUGGCAUCUGGGCGUGGAUUGAGAAAGACACCUUCAGCAACUUGUCAAGAUUGACGAACCUCGCUCUUGACCCUGCUUUCAUCUUCAUUCUAGUUGGAACCAUAACAGUGAUCAUUGGAUUCACUGGAUGCGUUGGAGCCCUGCGUGAGAAUACUUGCUUAUUGGGUGCUUACGCGGUUUUUCUUGGCGUUCUGCUCCUGGUAGAAACUACAGUUGCCGUCUUGGGCUUCAUGUUCAAAAGCUGGAUCAAAACGCAAGCGACGGAUGGAUUACAAGCUUUCAUUGUUCACUAUCGUGACGAUCCGGACCAGCAGAAUUUGAUCGAUUGGAUCCAAGGCACUUGGUUGCAUUGUUGUGGAAUAGAAGGACCGCAAGACUGGGACCGGAAUAUUUAUUUCAACUGCUCCUCAGCUGACGUGGGUUCGCGUGAAGCUUGUGGAGUGCCCUUUUCAUGCUGUCGACCAAAGCCGGAUGAACUCAUCAUGAACAAACAAUGCGGAUAUGAUGUUCGGAAACCAGAAUACAUUGGGGAUUUGACUGGUGUGAUAUUCGAGCGGGGCUGUUUGGGCGGCGUUGAGGAUUGGGUGCAGAGAAAUUUGGUUCCCGUAGCUGGGGUGGCCGUUGGAGUGGCCAUUUUGCAGCCGUACGAUAAAGUUAGCAUCAUAUUUGAUAAGGGCUGCCUGAGCUCCAGCGAGGAGUGGCUGGAGCGGAAUCUCCUAAUGGUCGCAGGCGUUGCUUGCGCUAUCGCUUUCCUGCAGAUCCUCGGCAUAUGUUUUGCGCAGAACCUCAGGGCGGAUAUUUUCGCGCAGAAAGCGAAAUGGAGCGAACAUUAGCGAGGAUGUGUUGCCCGUGGAGACGACCACGCGGCAAAUUUUUUUUACGUUGAUGGAUUUCAAGAACAUGUUCGACGAAUGGCUUUGGUCGCUGACUGAAGAAAAGAAAAAAAUCUGAGAUUGCUGUUUUUUUUCGAAUGGAUUUGCACAAUGUACACGUAUGCUUCCGCGGUUCGUUCGAUGUCAUGUUCCGUUUCUUUAGCGUAACGGACGUAUAGUUGUGCAGAGAAACAUUCCGUCGUCAAUGUUCGUUCUUCCUCACGCGAAUCUCUUUUUGACUGGCAACUGGAAUCUUAUAGGUUGACUGAUUUUAUUUUCUCGGAUGUGUUUGCGUGUAUGUUUUUACGUGGACGGUGUCAUUGCCGGAGACUGUGGAUCAUUUGACCUCUUAAUUUUUCGGUGAAACCCGCGUUAAUCCAUGGAAAGAUUCGAGGAUGACUGCGUAUAGCAAGCUCAAGUACGGAUUGUUUGGAUCAGUGGUCUGCAGAAGUUUCUUGCUGGGUUCACAGGAUAUUUUCAUCAGCUUAAUAAAUGUAUCAAAGGUAGAAUAGUUUAGUCUCUUGUAUCUGAAAAUUUGGGAAGGCAAUAUGACAGUUGAAAUUAUUUUAUGAAAAAGAUAAGUUGGCUUUUCUUCUAAUAGUAAGUCACAUUUUCAUCUGGUGAAAUAAUUUAUUCAAGUUUUCAUUUGUCCUCUCUUGAAGCUCUUGGUCCUAAUUUGUUCCAAGCCUGUAGGUGCUUCAUUGGUUAUUAACUUAAUCUUGGCAAGUUUCGUUUGAAGGACUUCAUGGCAGGUAUUAAGAAAAAUAUUCUCCUGAUCUGAAAAAUUCACUGUAACUUUGCCAGUCCGAAAAGAAUUGCAAGGAAAUCUGCCUUUCUGCAAAAAAAUGUAUAGAAAUCCGUCAGUAUGCAAGCCCAAAGAAUGUUGGAAAUACUAUAGUUUGGAUCAAUACCAAUUGUUGGUGCAUCGCGGUAUGGUUGAAAGGGGUAUUAUUCAGGCGAAAGUUGAUCCCACUAGACGAAAUCGACCGUCGGUACUUGAGCUUGCACUAACUGUGAGAAGUAUGUACUGAAUGCGUCUGCAUGAGAAGCUGAUUUCGUGUUGAUGAAUCUGUAUUGCCUCAAGUGGGAGGAACAUGGAUGGAAGUAAAAUGUCUAAGGAGGAUGCUACUCAUUGCAAUUUUUUGGUUCUGUGGAACUUCUCGAAGGUAGUCUCGAAUUAAUGUGGGCAUGUUGGCGUAAGAUAUAUACGAGAAUUAUUUGAACGGCAAGAA